Messenger RNA from Aspergillus bombycis, 603 nucleotides. RefSeq lists its product as uncharacterized. Lineage: Eukaryota; Fungi; Ascomycota; Eurotiomycetes; Eurotiales; Aspergillaceae. The record is from RefSeq and is a predicted model, not a curated record. The transcript has 3 exons. The coding region runs from base 1 to 603 and encodes 200 amino acids.
AUGUUGCCGAUCGUGUUUCUCUCCACUUUGGUGGCCUCCGCUACUGCAGUGACCACCGCCAGCAACUAUACCUUCCCUGAGGGAUUCGAUCUGAACCAGGUGAAACCCACGGAUAAGUCUGCCUGGUGUCAGGCCGAGCGGAACGCCUGCCCUAAGAUCUGUGGCGGAGUUGCUGAUAAGAACAAUUGCGACCCGCAAACUCUUGAUUUCACUUGCACAUGCUCCAAUGGUACCGAUGCAGACGUCGCAUCUUACGCGGAGACUAUCCCCUUCUUCGUCUGCCAGGAGAACUACCGCCAGUGUAUCGAACGCUCCACUGACCUUGACGGCGACGAGAAGUGUAAGAAGGCCCAAAGCCAGUGUGGUUCGAAAAAUGCGUCCGAUGCCUCUGGCUCAUCUUCAUCGACUACCACCGCCACAUCCUUGCCUACCUCGACUGGUUCUUCGGGAUCUGGCAAUAGCGAAAGCUCAUCCACCGGCACCGCGACGAGCAGUGGCAGCACAAGCAGCACUACCGCUAAUGCUGCUGUGCGUAUGGCCCAGGACCAUGCGACAGGAAUCUUAGCAACGGUACUCUUCUUGGGUCUCCGUCUCGUUCUGUAA